AUGCUAUCCAAGUCUAAAAAUGUUCAUCAAGAAGGAACCAGCUUUUAUAAUGUAGCAAAUUCAACUGUAAAUCCUGAACCAUGGUGGAAUAAUACGGGCUAUGGUUCAUUUUCCCCCCAUACAUUGAUGCGUGGAAAUGGGUCCGACUCGUCAUCCCUUGAACAAUCUGUGGAUGCUCAUUCCCUGUCUGAGGGUGGAGUUAAUGAGGAAGAUAAUACUGAGAAAAAAUCACCCAACGCUAAUCGACACCAGUCAGAUAAAAGGUAUAGGCCGGAGGAUUCGAAUCUGCAGCAAGUUGAGCAGUCCUUAAAUCCAGGACCUGUUGGAAGCCUUACACUGCCAGCACAGCUCGAACUUGUUGGACACUCAAUUGCCUGUGCUUCAAAUCCUUACGAUCAAUACUAUGGGAGAAUGGUGGCAGCUUAUGGCCAACCUAUGGUCCCUCAGUUGUAUGAUAUGCAUCAAGUGAGGAUGCCACUGCCCCUGGAGGUGGCACAGGAGCCAGUUUACGUGAAUGCCAAGCAAUACCAUGGUAUACUGCGGAGGCGCCAAUCGCGUGCCAAAGCCGAGCUGGAGAAGAAACUCAUAAAAUCUCGAAAACCAUAUCUCCACGAGUCCCGACACCAGCAUGCCAUGAGGAGGGCAAGAGGGUCAGGCGGCCGUUUUGUAAAGAAAACCGAUGGAGAUGCCUCUAAGGCCGCAGAAAACCGGGCAGCUGCUUCAUCCAAGUCCAUCGACACACCAGGAUCAGAGCCUAUCUAUGAGAUCCAGCCUGGAAGGGCAGCAGAAGGGCCCGGACAGAGCCAUCAGUGGGGAAAUAUCCAGUCCAACCAUGCACUCGCCAUGCAAUGA
This is a messenger RNA of Striga hermonthica, 852 nucleotides long. The record is from the annotation of a GenBank genome assembly. Lineage: Eukaryota; Viridiplantae; Streptophyta; Magnoliopsida; Lamiales; Orobanchaceae.